AUGGCCUCCACUACCACCACACCAGCUUCUAGCGUCAAGCUUCCAUCCAUAAGUGAGUUGACCUCUCGCUCUCCUCUCAACGAGGAAUCACAAUUGUCUCCUAGAAACAGAGAGCUUCCCAACUUGACCUCGGCGGGCUUCACUUUCAGAUACCCAGUCAAGCCUUCUACUCCAGCUAAUUAUGUCACUAGCGAGUCUACUGAAGCUAACAAAUUACCUUCUAUAUAUCAUGACAAGUCUAGCACACAAACCGGACCCAUGGUGGCUUACACUACAUCUCCAACCACCUACUACCACCAACCAAUCUACUACCAGAAUUCCAGCAACGGAGCCCCAGUGGCUCCCUACCCAGUGGCACAGCAGUACGUCUUGCCAGAGGUGAUCAACAAACCCACCAACAAAUGUCAUAGAUGCGGAACCACCGAGACCCCCGAAUGGAGAAGAGGUCCCAACGGUGUGAGAACCCUCUGUAACGCCUGUGGGUUGUUCCACGCGAAGUUGGUAAAAAGAAAAGGUGCUGCUUUGGCUGCUGAAGAGGUGUUGAACAACAAGGUGUGCAAGGGGAAGAACGGCAGAAGAAUAAGCUUGAAGAAGCAUCUUUUGAACGAGAGCUUG
This is a messenger RNA of Suhomyces tanzawaensis NRRL Y-17324, 615 nucleotides long. RefSeq names its product GATA-type transcription factor BRG1 (gene BRG1). Gene Ontology annotation, biological process: regulation of DNA-templated transcription. Gene Ontology annotation, molecular function: sequence-specific DNA binding; zinc ion binding. The annotation marks the transcript as partial. NCBI's taxonomy places the organism in Eukaryota, Fungi, Ascomycota, Pichiomycetes, Serinales, Debaryomycetaceae. The transcript has 2 exons. The record is from RefSeq and is a predicted model, not a curated record.